GUAUGGGUUUAUCAACCUUAAUAUAACUUAACUUUAUUUUACAUAUCUGAAGUCAUUACCAUCGAGACGGUAUCCAUUAUUAUGACGCCAUAGAGCGCAUUUCAAAAGUUUAGAAUGUUGGCGCGCGGUAUAUAAAGCCAUGGAAUUCUGUGAAACAUUUUGUUGGUUUGUAGUAGUGGAUUUAUUAGCGGUUAUCAGUGAUGGGACAGCGAAUUUCUCGUAUUAUUCCGGUAAAUGAUGGCGCGGUGUACGAUCACCAUCCCAGUACACCCCCAACACCCGACACCGACAAGGCGGAGCAACACUUCCAUCCGUGCGAUGAGCCGCCUGUCGAUGCCGGUGAGGGAGACGCCAAGAAGAGGGAGGAGGAGGAGCGGAGGGAGGCAUGGGGUGAGGAGGAGGAGAUGAAGAAGAAGAGGAAAAAGAAGUUCUGGAGGCUGCCCUCUUUCCUCAAAGCUGCCAGAAAACACCUCAAGGUGAUCCGACCGAGUCAGACUGAGGUGCAGCUUAUUGAGUCACCAUCGCCAGCCAGCAGCGCUGAUGAUGACAUUAUGUGCCGCUAUGAGCUCGGUGAUCGUCUGGGGGUAGGCGGGUUUGGAGUCGUUCAUGAAGCGAGUCGUGUGGAGGAUGGCCUUAAGGUGGCAUUGAAAGACGUCAUGAAGACGCACGACAUGGAAUAUCUAACUAUUCCUGGUCAUCCAAACCCCCUACCAGUGGAGAUCGCCCUUACACUCUUGGCCAACAAGGGACCCAGCGCACCAGAGAUUAUAAAGCUGCUGGACUGGCAGGACCAACGGGACAACUAUGUCAUGGUCCUCGAGUGUCCGUCACCGUGCGAGAACUUAGUCAGUUUCUUGGAGGGCCAUGGAGGAAGACUCGAUGAAGGUUUAGUUCGACACAUCAUGCGGCAGGCAACGCGAGCGGCUCGCACGUGUUGUCGCCGUGGGGUAUUCCAUGGAGACAUAAAGUUGGAAAACUUCAUUGUGAGCAAGGACACUCUGCAGGUCAAGUUGAUUGACUUUGGGUGUGGGGACCUCAUGAGAAAGUCUGCCUACACGACAUUGUAUGGCACCAUGGAGUACUACCCUCCUGAGUACAGGGCUAAGGGCAAGUACCAUGCUAAGUCUGCAAUGUCGUGGUCUCUUGGGGUCAUCUUGUUCACAAUGCUGUGCGGCCGUUUUCCAACUGGCAAUGACCUGCAGAAGACCGAACUAAACCUUUGGUCAGAGCCUGGACUGUCAAAGGACUGCUGCCGUUUGAUCUGUAGUCUCCUGCAGCAUAAAACUAAGCGACGACUCGGUCUGGGGAAGAUCCUUCAACACGACUGGUUUCAGAAUGCUGCUGAACCAGAGGUUCCUGCCAUGGACAGCUUAAAGGCAUGUAAUGCGCUUCCUCGUCUCAGAGCUCCACUGCCCUGGUUCCUCAGUGGUUCCUCUCAUGGCUACCCACAAGUCCAAAGUUUGAUGUCCCAGAGGUUCCUUCUACGGUGCUCCAGGUCUCUCAGUCUUGCUGCUCUGGUACCAGAACUUCCUGUAGUGGCUACUGGUCUUCAACUCCUUGUCAUGACUGCACCUCUCAAAAGUUGCCCUGGAUAAUGAGGUCCCUGCAAAGUCAGCUGGGUCCCAGAAGUUCUAGCACUGGCCACUCAGAGAGGUUCAUGCCACGGUCCAGUCUCAGAUGUUCUUCCCAUGGCUAUCUCAGAUGCACUGCUCCAUGUGAUGUAAGCCCCAGGUGCCAGCAGUUUCUGUAAUGGCUGCAUCUGCUCUUUAAAUACUUUUCUCAUGUCAGAAAGGAAGAAAAACAGCUUGCAUUUUAAACUGGAAAGAUUAAAAUGUCUACUUAUCACCUGUGGUUUUCUGUCA
Messenger RNA from Carassius carassius (crucian carp), 1862 nucleotides. Its product is annotated as serine/threonine-protein kinase pim-2-like. The transcript is spliced from 7 exons. Gene Ontology annotation, molecular function: ATP binding; protein serine/threonine kinase activity. Gene Ontology annotation, cellular component: cytoplasm. Gene Ontology annotation, biological process: regulation of mitotic cell cycle; negative regulation of apoptotic process; protein autophosphorylation. NCBI's taxonomy places the organism in Eukaryota, Metazoa, Chordata, Actinopteri, Cypriniformes, Cyprinidae. The coding region runs from base 201 to 1595 and encodes 464 amino acids. The record is from RefSeq and is a predicted model, not a curated record.